CGAUGUUACCCUCUUACGAGCGGAAAACCAGGGCCUGCGAAAGGCUAUCAUCAACGAGAAAAAGAAAGGCACAGUUUUUCAGUCCCUCCAAGAUCCAGAGAGCUCGCGAACUUCAAACACAGAGAGAACAGGAAAAGGUCGAUCAAGAGGCACAAACAAGGGCACAACGCAAGAUAGAGAAGGAAAAAAAGAUGAUAGAAAACCGUCUCCAACGAGAUGAGGCACGUACAAGGAGGGCUACGGAGAAGGCCCUUUUGGGGAAGGAGAGGCAGGCUAGUAAGGAGGCUCGAUUAGCCAACUUCCAGAUCUGUAGGGAGUCUAGAUCCUUUAAAACCACCAAGAGAAAGUCUACACAGGUGGUUUAAAGGCGAAGUCUACAGCCUCACGUUAUCCUCAGUGGUCAAGAAGAUACAGAGGGGGGUCCUUCGUCUGGGCGCCCACGGCGUGAGAAACGCCUCCCAAAACGCCUACAGGACUACGAAUUAGGUGGGAAAUAAGGCU
Molecule: messenger RNA, 501 nt
Organism: Eremomyces bilateralis CBS 781.70
Lineage: Eukaryota; Fungi; Ascomycota; Dothideomycetes; Eremomycetales; Eremomycetaceae
Exons: 3
Source: RefSeq, a predicted model, not a curated record